GUCUGGCUGUUGCUCUGGCUGGCAGUCUGCUCCCCUAGCCCUGCCUAUUCCUGCCCCAGGCUGUGUGUCUGUUACCCCUCCCCGAUGAUGGUCAGCUGCCAGUCUCAGAACUUCUCGGCGGUGCCGGCCGGCAUUCCCUACGACAGCCAGAGAGUGUUCCUCCAAAACAACCGCAUCACAGAGCUGCGGGCGCAGUCCUUCGGCUUCCAGACAAAGGUCCUGUGGCUCUACUCCAACAACAUCAGCUCCAUCAAAGCCGAUUCCUUCAGCGACAUGCGAGAUCUGGAGGAGCUGGACCUGGGGGAUAACCCCUCCCUGCGCACCCUCCAUCCUGACUCCUUCCAGGGGCUGGACAAGCUGCAGAGAUAG
Molecule: messenger RNA, 369 nt
Organism: Acipenser ruthenus (sterlet)
Lineage: Eukaryota; Metazoa; Chordata; Actinopteri; Acipenseriformes; Acipenseridae
Product: reticulon-4 receptor-like 2
Exons: 3
Cellular component (GO): plasma membrane
Molecular function (GO): protein binding
Source: RefSeq, a predicted model, not a curated record